CACUGAUCUGAGAUCUGAGAGUCUGACUAAGCAUCCGCUCUAUCCUGGGUCUCCAUGGAGGGUAAAGAUGACGCCGGCCGUAAUGUCGCAUGCCUCAAGUCGGAGGUGUAUGAGGGGGUGGAGUCUGUCCUGUUGCCCUGUACUGUACCGCAGGAUGUUUCCAGGGACUCCACAGCAGCAGUGUGGGACCGCAAGGACCUCCAAAACCCAACAGUCCAUCUGCGUCUGCAGAGCGGCGAUGAGCUUACGAAGCAAAACCAUCUUUAUCUCAACCGAACAUCAAUGAGAGCUGACGCGCUGCAGAGUGGAGACCUCAGCCUGACUCUGAGGAAGCCCACAGUCAAUGACAGUGGAACCUACACCUGCACCACCCGCAAGUUUGGACAAGAUCUGAGCAAGACCCAUUUGGAACUGAACGUGGCAGAGCGCCCUCCUCCUACAUCCCCUCCAGUCUGGCCCAAAGUUCUCUCUGGUGUCCUGGUUCCUGUGGUUCUCCUGGCUGUUGGCUUUGGUGUCUUCAUGUACUUUAGAUAUAAAAAGCUGAAGAGCAAAGAAGUCCUCAAGGCAGAGGCGCAUGUAGGCAAGGAGUCAGUAAAGCUGCCCUGCAGGAGUACAGCCCAUCCCCUGUCUGGAGACACUACGGUGGAGUGGAAGGACAGAAAUGGCAGGAAGGUCCACGUUUAUCAGGAAGGCCGUGACCGUCCUGAAAAACAGCACAGACGCUACAGAAACCGAACUGAGGUGAAUAAAGACAUGUUGAAAACUGGAGACCUCAGUCUGACCCUGAGAUACCCCACAAACACAGACAGAGACACCUACACCUGCACCGUCUACAAAGGGAAGAGUGAGGAAGACACCCUGAUGGAGAAACAAGUGGAGCUGAAAAUCACAGAGUGUCGGGUGGAGGCGGUGGAGGGGGAUGAGUUUGUCCGGCUGCCCUUCAAAACCACAGAAAACCUGCCUCGAGACAGUGAAGUGGAGUGGAAACGCUAUGAACCUGAUUACAUGAAGGUCCACGUGUAUUAUCAGGGCUCUGACCAGCCUGGCAGACAGGAUCAGGAGUUCAGAGGUCGCACUGAGAUGGUUCAAGACCCACUGGGGACUGGAGACCUCAGUCUGACCCUGAGACACCCAACAAAGGGAGACACUGGGAGAUACGGCUGUGAGGUCAACAGUAAGGAGGCCUGGAGAUACAACAGAGUGUUCCUCACAGUCAAAGGUGAGGCCACAGAAUUGGAUCCUCUGAUGCUUGAGGUUCAGAGAGAACAGCAGUGAGCAGACGGUGGAUGAAGAUGAGACGCUGCAGAGUUCACGUGUGUUUCUGCAGCUUCUUUACUUCAGCUGAGUCGACGGAGCUUUUCUACAUUACUUUGACUUAAACACUCAAACUGUGUAUUUAUACUUUUAUUACUACAGAGGAUGUGAAACUAAUUUCCAUAUAGUCAGCUGUGAGCACAUAUUAACCUGUAUCUGUGUCACUUUAAUGUUCUGAGUUAGACUGACUGUAGAUUAUAAACCUGCUCAGACUUUACUGCUUCUGUAGAACAGAAUACUACGAGACCUGUAUCACUAUCACACACAUGACUAUAUGAAAAUGAAACGAACAAAGCCACAGCUGUGACACACUGCUCAAACUAAUCUAACAACUAUGAAAUAAACUGCAUC
Messenger RNA from Archocentrus centrarchus (flier cichlid), 1665 nucleotides. RefSeq names its product butyrophilin-like protein 2. Lineage: Eukaryota; Metazoa; Chordata; Actinopteri; Cichliformes; Cichlidae. Gene Ontology annotation, biological process: negative regulation of T cell proliferation; T cell costimulation; immune response. The record is from RefSeq and is a predicted model, not a curated record. The coding region runs from base 55 to 1275 and encodes 406 amino acids. Gene Ontology annotation, cellular component: external side of plasma membrane. The transcript has 6 exons.